AUGACCAAUGUCCACCCAGAAUUUCACACCCUGUCGACCAAAGCCCCGCGACAGAGCCCGCGGAGUUGGAACCACGAGGACAUAGCACAACAGCACCAGAACAUUAUACAACAGCACGAGGACAUAGCACAACAGCACCAGAACAUUAUACAACAGCACGAGGACAUACACGAGGACAUAGCACAACAGCACCAGAACAUUAUACAACAGCACGAGGACAUAGCACAACAGCACGAGGACAUAGCACAACAGCACCAGAACAUUAUACAACAGCACGAGGACAUAGCACAACACCACCAGAAUAUUAUACAACAGCACGAGGACAUAGCACAACAGCACCAGAACAUUAUACAACAACACGAGGACAUAGCAAAACAGCACCAGAACAUUAUAGAACACCACGAGGACAUAGCACAACAGCACCAGAACAUUAUACAACAGCACCAUAACAUUAUACAACAGCACGAGGACAUAGCACAACAGCACCAGAACAAUAUACAACAGCACGAGGACAUACACGAGGACAUAGCACAACAGCACCAGAACAUUUUACAACAGCACCAGAACAUUAUACAACAGCACGAGGACAUAGCACAACAGCACCAGAACAUUAUACAACAGCACGAGGACAUAGCAAAACAGCACCAAAACAUUAUACAACAGCACGAGGACAUAGCACAACAGCACCAGAACAUUUUACAACAGCACGAGGACAUAGCACAACAGCACCAGAACAUUAUACAACAGCACGAGGACAUAGCACAACAGCACCAAAACAUUAUACAACAGCACGAGGACAUAGCACAACAGCACCAGAACAUUAUACAACAGCACGAGGACAUAGCACAACAGCACCAGAACAUUAUACAACAGCACGAGGACAUAGCACAACACCACCAGAAUAUUAUACAACAGCACGAGGACAUAGCACAACAGCACCAGAACAUUAUACAACAGCACGAGGACAUACACCAGAACAUUAUACAACAGCACGAGGACAUAGCACAACAGCACCAGAACAUUAUACAACAACACGAGGACAUAGCACAACAACACCAGAACAUUAUACAACAACACCAGAACAUUAUACAACAGCACGAGGACAUAGCACAACAGCACCAGAACAUUAUACAACAGCACGAGGACAUAGCACAACAGCACCAGAACUUUAUACAACAGCACGAGGACAUAGCACAACAGCACCAGAACAUUUUACAACAGCACGAGGACAUAGCACAACAGCACCAGAACAUUAUACAACAGCACGAGGACAUAGCACAACAGCACCAGAACAUUAUACAACAGCAUGAGGACAUAGCACAACAGCACCAGAACAUUAUACAACAGCACGAGGACAUAGCACAACAGCACCAGAACAUUAUACAACAGCACGAGGACAUAGCACAACACCACCAGAAUAUUAUACAACAGCACGAGGACAUAGCACAACAGCACCAGAACAUUAUACAACAGCACGAGGACAUAGCACAACAGCACCAGAACAUUAUACAACAGAAGCCCCUUUCCGGGCAGAGGGAGGGUCGGCCCGGGCCGGGGCGCGUGUAG
Molecule: messenger RNA, 1566 nt
Organism: Mya arenaria
Lineage: Eukaryota; Metazoa; Mollusca; Bivalvia; Myida; Myidae
Product: Golgi integral membrane protein 4-like
Exons: 6
Coding region: 1-1566 (521 amino acids)
Source: RefSeq, a predicted model, not a curated record